AACUUAAUUUUGAAUGCACUUACAUGUAUGACAAGCUUGGCAGCCGCCGGGGGAAGCGUGUGCGUGUCCGCCGGUAGCCGGUGGCCGAAGCUACGGUGAGAAAUGUCGGUGAGCUGCAGGCUAGCACUGACUUUGUGACAGUGUCGAGUAAAUGGCUCUUCAAGCAAGAUACACUAGUUUCUACGGCAGUCGUCUGUCUGACGCUAAGUUCGUCUACACCUGCGCUGCAGUUUGAAGACCCUGGCACCCUGCCGGACCGCAGCCUUCAGAGAAACUGAAUCUGAGAGCUCCCCGCAUCUCAUAAUAACUCGAGAGGAAUUUAACUUCAAAUGUUCGGCAUCAAAGACACUGAGGCUUUGAUUUUCGGCGUCUGACUUUUAAGUAUAUGGAACAAAACUUGGAACAGAUUGUAUGUCUUUCCAACUUCAUUUCCUACCUUGGACAGCAUGGAUGCUCUCUUUGAAUCAGGUUGACCAUAUUUCACCUCAUCCCCUCCUUCCUGUCUCCUCGGUAGAAGGAGGGUGGGGGAUUGGUGUGGCGCCCCUACCCCUCCUUCUAGAGUGGGCGAGUACCUGAGCACUAAACCAGUUGCUCAUUUCUGUUGCCUUGAGCUCCCACCGACUCCAUCCCUCCAUUCCAUCGCCGUCUUCAUGAAAUCCUGCCAGAGCCUCAAGGAAGAGGUUUCCGUCCCUAGCCUUGGCGGGAUGUCACAGGAGGAAGGACGCAGGGCACAGGUGUCCCAGUCCUAUUUUCACCCCCCUAACACAGAUCUGGACCUGACGGGCAAGCUUCAUAGGAGGGAGGUUGGUGGCAAGCCUUAUUCUGUGUUAGUGGACAAUAAAAUGGCAACCAAGACAACCAUGGGUGAUCUGAACAUUGGUCUGUUGCCCACUCAACAUGUGACUCCUCAGCAGCAUCAGCAGUAUUUCAGAGAGGGAGGAGCAGGGCAGGAGUUGGACACACAGGGUUCCCAGGCUGGCAACGAAGGCACCUCUGAUGACACUGAAGACGAUGAUGAAGACGAGGAAGAAGAGGGCGAGGAGGAGGGUUUCAAGCGUGAGCAGAUCAUCGUCGAAGUUAAUCUGAACAAUCAGACCCUUCAUGUAUCCAAGGGGGACAACAAAACUGGAACCGCAGCAGAUGACUCUGAGAGACCUGGCAGCGACGAGGACGAUGACGAGGAGGAGGAGGAGGAAGAAGAGGAAGAGGAAGAGGAGGAGGAGGAAGAAGAGGACAGCCCCGGUGAAGAAGAGGAGGAAGACGACGAAGAAGAUGAGAUUGAAAGUCGAAGAACAAGGUCAAAGAGGGCCCGUCGGGGCGCUAGUAGCACAGCGGCUUCCAGCCAGCCGCGGAGGAAAAGCCUCCGAACAACUCUGAGCACCGCCACGUCUGGAAUGACCACCAGGGGGCGACGGACACGCAUCGAGCCUACGAAGAGCAAGCGCCGAUCGGCGAGGUCCGCCCCAUCAUCUGCCGGCUCCACAACCACGACAGCAGGAGGGAAAACAGAUGUGGAGGAGAAGGAGAUGCUGGCAUGUGAAAAGUGCCCCCGAGUGUUCAACACGCGCUGGUAUCUGGAGAAGCACAUGAACGUCACACACAGACGGAUGCAGAUUUGUGACAAGUGCGGAAAAAAAUUUGUCCUGGAGAGUGAGCUGGCCUUACACCAGCAGACUGACUGUGAGAAGAACAUCCAGUGUGUCUCCUGCAACAAGUCCUUUAAGAAGCUGUGGUCACUGCAUGAGCACAUUAAGAUCGUGCACGGCUACGCGGAGAAGAAGUUCUCAUGUGAAAUCUGUGAGAAGAAGUUCUACACUAUGGCUCACGUCCGUAAGCACAUGGUUGCUCACACUAAGGACAUGCCGUUUACCUGUGAGACAUGUGGGAAGUCGUUCAAACGCAGCAUGUCUUUAAAAGUUCACUCGCUCCAGCACUCUGGAGAGAAGCCCUUCCGUUGUGAGAACUGCGACGAGAGAUUCCAAUACAAGUACCAGCUGCGCUCCCACAUGAGCAUUCACAUCGGACACAAGCAGUUCAUGUGCCAAUGGUGUGGCAAAGACUUCAACAUGAAACAGUAUUUUGAUGAGCACAUGAAAACACACACAGGAGAGAAGCCUUUCAUUUGUGAGAUCUGCGGCAAGAGCUUCACCAGCCGGCCCAACAUGAAGCGCCACCGUCGCACCCACACCGGGGAGAAGCCCUAUCCCUGCGAGGUGUGCGGACAGCGCUUCCGCUUCUCCAACAUGCUCAAAGCACACAAAGAGAAGUGUUUCCGGGUCACCAGCCCUGUGGUCCUGCAGACCAGCGGCCCACCUGUGCCUGUCCGCAUCUUUGCCAACACCUUCUCCUCCUCCUCCUCCUCCGGCCCGGGCACCUCAGCUGCCACCCCGGCCACCACUUCAGCACCGCUGGGUCUCAGCCCAUCAGGAGGACCCAUGCCUCCUCGAGCUCCUGUCGGACACACAUUCUCCCAUGUGCAGCUCCACUCGACCUCCUCUCACCAUCAUCCCCACCCCCCGACAACCCAGCAACACCUCUCAAACACACCCCAACAUGCCCCACCUCACCCCCACCACCACCUGGCCGGGCCCCCAGUCCCCCACUUGCCCCCUCCCCCAGCCCUUUUCAAGAGUGAGCCCCUAAACCACUGUGGGCACGAGGACAACAGCUACCUGCACCACAUGGCCCCUCCUGACAAGGGUCCUGGAGCCCCACAACACCACUGAACUGUGCUCCAAGUCUGCAGACCCACACCAAACUGCGCCUUGUUCCUCCUCUUCCCAUAGUCCUGCCUCAGUCUCUCUAAGUUGCAAGGCCCCAAGUGAGGGGGGUGCUCCUCUCAAACAGAUUUAAAUAAGUCAAGCUAAACAUGCACACUCGUGUAUGUGUGAAAGAUUCAGACUGAUACGCCCUCAGUGCACACAGUAUUUAAGUACUAAACCUACUUAAAAACCCUGGUCAACUGACAAAAAUUUUACAACCUCUAGAGGUUUUUUUUCUUGAACUUUUUCUUAGGAAAUCUACACAAAAUGAUUCCUCCUGUGAGUUCUCUAUCUGUACAUUGAUGGGUGUAAAGUAUCUCUUUUUCAUCAAAAGCUGCUGAUGGAAGUCAAUGUAUGUAUUACCUGGGCUUCAUCGAUCAUCAAAGAUCAGUGUCAUUGAACUUUCCUCCUUAAUGUCCAGUUGACUUGUGGUUGCACAUUGGUCAGGACUUUUGCUUUAUGUGCAGGUCCUCCCCAUAGCAAUACUCAACCUGUCCUCCUUAUUGUACUGCAGAGCUGGGGGCCACACAGAAAUGUUUAUGAAUGUUGUAACUGGUUCUACCUGAGCCUUUCUCUGUCCUAAGGCCAAAGCUGUGGCUUUCUGUCAGAGGGGCAACAGCAGUAGUGCAAGACGCAGUGCCAUAGAAUGGA
Messenger RNA from Scomber japonicus (chub mackerel), 3413 nucleotides. RefSeq names its product zinc finger protein 652 (gene znf652). Gene Ontology annotation, cellular component: nucleus. The coding region runs from base 651 to 2726 and encodes 691 amino acids. NCBI's taxonomy places the organism in Eukaryota, Metazoa, Chordata, Actinopteri, Scombriformes, Scombridae. Gene Ontology annotation, biological process: regulation of transcription by RNA polymerase II. The record is from RefSeq and is a predicted model, not a curated record. The transcript is spliced from 6 exons. Gene Ontology annotation, molecular function: DNA-binding transcription factor activity, RNA polymerase II-specific; RNA polymerase II cis-regulatory region sequence-specific DNA binding.